This is a messenger RNA of Ipomoea nil (Japanese morning glory), 4866 nucleotides long. RefSeq lists its product as uncharacterized. The transcript is spliced from 12 exons. The coding region runs from base 684 to 4643 and encodes 1319 amino acids. NCBI's taxonomy places the organism in Eukaryota, Viridiplantae, Streptophyta, Magnoliopsida, Solanales, Convolvulaceae. The record is from RefSeq and is a predicted model, not a curated record.
GAAAGCAAAAUUGUACAUAACUACAUACACUCCUCAAGUACGGGAAUCCAUUCUGUGUAAUUCUGUAUCGCACUGCGUACAGAGAGGUGAGUUGGGGCCUGGGGGAGAGGUGGAGAGCUUCGAAGCAAGUUGCAUAGGCGCCUGGUACAUAAAAGUUGCGCUUCUUCUCCGCCAUAGCUGGACGGAGUUUCCUUCUUCGGAAAUCAAUUUGGGAUAGAUCUUCUGCUGCGUAAUUUCCUUAUCAGUUUGCAUCGUUUCGUACGCCGUCGAAGUUUGGCGCGAAUUCGUGGACUGAGACUACCUGGGAGGCCUCGGAGCCUCAGGACUUGAGCAUUCCGGUCCACUUAUUUGCGUGCGUUGAAUCGACUACAGGAGAGAUGAAUUACGUGAAUUUAUGCUAAUCGCUGUCCAUUUCGAGAAGGGGGAGGCAUGGAUGCUUAAUCGAUUGUACCAUUGGCCUUGCCGACGAUGUUUCAGCGAAAGGAGCAAACUCCCCUUGAGCUGUGCAUUGUGACUUACACUCUCUCACAAUUCAAGGCACGCCUAUAUAUGUUUAUCACUUUCAUCCAAUUCCUAAAUACGAUCUGGGUCUUGCGAGGAAAGUAUCGAAUGCAAGAGCCGCUUGACGAACGGAUCUGUGACAAUCAGACCACAAUAGCGAGAUAAUAAUUGGCCAGUCUACCAUGGGGUCGAAAGUUGACGAAUUAUCUGGAGAAACCUGUGUAGAAAAUGCCUCGAGUUUCUCUGGCACUGAUGUUUUGCCUGCCAGCAAGAGCAAAAAAGAUUUUGCAUUGGAGGCUAAGAUGGAGGUUUCCGAUUCUCUAGAAGACCAUGUUGUUAGCCUUGCAGAUAAGGAAGGUAUAGACAAGGUUGUGAACACUACAGGGCUAGAUCUGAUUGCAUCACAAAUCCAUCAAAUGGAAGAGAGUGAUGACUCUGAAAUUGUGGAGGUUGAUGUCAAAGUUUGUGAUAUAUGUGGGGCCGUAGGACGAGAGCAUUUACUUGCCAUAUGUUCUAGGUGUACUGAUGGAGCUGAACAUACUUAUUGCAUGCAAAAAAUGCUCGAGAAAAUUCCGGAGGGUGAUUGGCUGUGUGAGGAAUGUAAAUUUGACCAAGAAAUGAAGAAUGAGCAUGUUAACAGUGGCAGGGUCAAUGAGAAGGAAAAGACUUCGCCAUCUAGAAGGACAACCAUUGCUAAGUCCGAUCAUCCUUUAAAGAUGGAGCAAAAAACUUCUGAUUGUUGGGGAGACAAAGCUGUUGAAGAACGUUCUUAUCUGAAAACAUCUGGCAAGAGAUGCACAGACGAUAGUGAAGUUUCUUCUCCGACAAAAAGGCAGCGUCUUGAGUUGCGCUCACCAACAGCACAAAUCCCCAAUAGGGUCACUUCACUUUCUCGUGAAAGUUCAUUUAAGAACUUAGAGAAGAAGAAGGUUAAACUUGUAAACCAACUUUCAUAUGGCAGUGACUUUUCUUCUGCAACAAUGAAGCGAGCUCUUGAACCAAUUUUGGGUUCACCAAAGGCACAGAUGCAGACAAAGGUUCCUUCACUUUACCGUGAAAGUUCAUUUAAGAAUUUAGAGAAGGGAAAAGUUAAACUUGUAAAUCCACUGCCAAAUGAAAGUGGGGGUUCCUCUGUGGCAAAGAAACGAGCUCUUGAACCAAUUUUGUGCUCACCAAAGGCAAAAAUCCCCAAUAGGGUUGCUUCACUUUCUCAUGAAAGUUCAUUUAAGAACUUAGAGAGGGGGAAAGUGAAACCUUUAAAUCCUUUUUCUUCUGGUUCUUUUGCAGCUAAAGUCCCUUCUUCUACAGGCCCCCAGCCACAACCUCCUCGAGGUAUUUUCUCAAAGUCCAAUUCAUUCAGCUCCUCGAGUGUCAAACCAAAGGUCAAACCCGAUCAAGUUUCUCCUGUGAAGCAGAAAUCAGUUAGGGAAACAGCUUUUAUCAAUUCAAAGGAGGGAGCAGUUAGAUCAUUGGGAAAAUCCAUGUCUUUUAAGUCACCAAAGUCAAUCCAUUUAAAUGAUGUCGAAUCAAAAGUCAAAAUGUUAUCUCCAAGGUCUUCUCAUGAUCGGGAUAUGGAAGAACCAAAAAAGGUCAAAGAUAAAAGUUUAUGUGAAAAUUCUCUAAGAUCAGAACACACCAGUUGUGUUGCCAUAUCUUCAUCCAGGAGUGAUAAAAAGUCAUCACCUCAUGGUGAUCCCUCCUUACAAUCUACUGUAAAGGUUACUGAUUCAAAGUUGCCAGGUGAAACUAAGAAGCAGGCAUCACAUGUCAAUGGAGCUUCAGCGGCUAAUAGAGUUAAAAAUAAUGAAGAAAAGCCUAAUGAAAUUAGUACAAAGGGGGAUUCCUCUUCAAGUUCUUAUAUUGCUGUGAGAACUGUAUGUAGUAGUGAAAAAGUUGUACAGGAUGGAUUGUCUCAGCCCUUGGAAUCAAAGAAGUGUAGCCAGAGAGCAAGGGAGAAUUCUGGGAGUCACUCAAGACAGGCGAGUACUGCCAGUGGAAAAAAUGUUUCUUGCCAGAAAGGUAAAGGAAGUGCUCAUGCGGUGCAAUUUAGCACAGUUAAUGGAACUGAGUUGUCUUUAGAUGCGCCUGCUGUAAAGAAUUCAGGAGAGGUCACAAAUUGGUCUGGUGAUGUAAAAGCUGCAAUUGAGGCAGCAAUGCUCAAGAAACCUGGAAUGUUUUGGAAGAACAAAGUCUCUAACCGUAUUGAAGACUUGUUGGCAUUGAACAAGAAUGGUGAUAUCUCUUCUCCGGACCAAUUACCUAGCCCAAGCUACAGAAGAAAUAUCAAGUGUUCCAAAGAGACACACGAAGAGCUUAAGAGAUUGCAACAAUCAACUGCCUGCUCUUCCAAACAGGAGACCAAGAACAAUGCAGAGCAGUUGAUAUCGCAUUCUGCUGAAGUUCCUAUAGGAACUGGAGAUGCAGGUCCUGAGGCCCCUUCUGAUGCAAAAUCUUCUAUAAUUAAUGUACAAUCCCAUUCUCCAGUAGAAAAAGCACUUCUGAAAGCAGCCAUCCCAGAGCAUCAGUAUAUAUGGCAAGGAGGCUUUGAGAUUCACAGGAGCGGGAAAACCCUUAUUCUAUGUGAUGGAAUUCAGGCUCAUUUAUCAACACGUGCAUCACCUAAAGUUUUAGAUGCUGUUAACAAAUUCCCUCAGAAGCUCAUGCUUAAUGAAAUUUCACGUUUGAGUUACUGGCCAAUACAGUUCCAGGAGUGUGGUGUUAGGGAGGAUAACAUAGCACUCUUUUUCUUCCCUGUGGAUAUAGAGAGUUAUGAGAAGAGCUACAAAAUUUUGCUUGGGGAUAUGAUGAUGCAUGACCUAGCUCUGAAAGGAAAUUUUGGAGGCAUUGAGCUGCUGAUAUUCCCAUCUAACCAGCUUCCUGAGAAAUUCCACCGGUGGAAUAUGAUGUUUUUCCUGUGGGGUGUGUUCAAAGGGAAUAAGGAAAAGUGUUUACAUGUUCUUGGUGCUGAGAAGUUAUUGACUCAAGAUAUCUCCAGGACCAUCUUGCCUUUACCUGACAAUUCGUGCGACCUUGGGCAUAUAAAGAAUGCUGCACAUGGUAGUACUGCUGAAAAUACUGAGAUGCCUGCUUCAAAGGAGUCAGAAUCUGUAUCUUCAUAUAACAUGUUAACUGAGAAGUGUGGUUCUCAAGGUUCACCCCAAGAGGAAGAUAUUGCUUCUGACUGUAGAGCGGAUGCACAACACAUUUCCGCUCCUACUGGCGAGAGAGUUGGGAACCCUACUAUGAGUGGUCAGCUCUCAGUCCAAUGUGCUGCUACCGAACCCUAUAGACACCAGCCAUUGCAUUAUUUUCAUGAAGUUCCAGCUGCUGUGCAGGAUGUAGCUUCUGUCAGGGGCUCAUUGAUGAAAUCUAGUGAUGAAGAUGAUGUGCAGCUUGGUCAUAUGCCUUUGGCUGAUGGAUCUACUAAUGAAGAAACUGCUUUGGUGAGAGAGAUGAUGCCAUCACACUCAAACAUGAAUUUGGUCAAGAGACGUGCAGAUUCCGUGGAGACUUCGUUGCAAUCUGCCGCCCCUGGAACAACCCACGGACUUCCAAAUUACAGCCACGACAGCGUGGUUUCAGUACAUCACAACAGAAAAGGGAAGUCUUUAAUUGAUGAAUUCAGUGGACAUAAUGACCAAGCAAGCCACUCGAGUUAUGGAUUCCUGUCAGGCCUCCAUCGUGCAGCUUCCGGGCAUUCUCCACAAGAGAAAGCUCACCAUGAAGCUUUGAGUGAGAUGAGCAUCUUGGGACGCUCAGGGCGUGCAGAGACAUUCUUCUUUCCUGUUGCUCCACUUCCUGUUGAUGAGAUUGGCUUUGAUGGCAGCAUGAUGCAGCGGAAAGUGCAUCCUUUGGAGGAAGAUCUACUCCACGACAAGGCACCUAAUCUUGAGCUUGCAUUAGUGACUGAAACAAAAUCCAUCAUCACCCCAGAAGCCCCGCUGUUCUUAGCUGGAAAUGUAGGCAAGAAACACGAACUGCCUACAGAUGAUGCAGCAACAAGUGUGAUGGAGGAGGAAGUUUCUACCUCCCUUUCUCUCUCUCUUUCAUUUCCUUACCCUGACAAGGAGCCUCCCCAGGGUAGUUCUUCAAAGACUGAGCCCGGAAGAAAACAUGUAAAUACAACGCUUUUCCUUUUUUAGGGCGUUAGAGAGAAGUAUAGGGGGGUAGGGGCAAGGGGCAAGGGGCCAUUCUGCAUGGAUUUUGUUAGUUUCAUGAAAUGUUUGUAAUUUGCAGGAUCUACAACUUUUGUUAGAAUGUUAGCUGUUUCUGCUCUCUUUCUCCCAUACUUCAGAUUGCACAGACAAAUUUGUUAUUGUUAGUAUACAUACAGAUAAUAUUACUAGCACUCUAUAGCAGUAAGAG